Chondrus crispus (carragheen) is the source of this 198-nucleotide messenger RNA. RefSeq lists its product as hypothetical. Bases 1 to 198 code for a protein of 65 amino acids. The record is from RefSeq and is a predicted model, not a curated record. The transcript has a single exon. Lineage: Eukaryota; Rhodophyta; Florideophyceae; Gigartinales; Gigartinaceae.
AUGCUCAAGAGUGCUUCUCCGACGGACCUCCCUAAACACGACCCGGAAGGACAGGCAGUUCUCAAAAGGAUAUCGUCUGCCUUAACCAAGAACUCAGUUUCCAUGCUUUGGGUACCUUUCUCAUUCAUAUUGGUUGAGAAAGUGGAAUUUCAUCUGAACUCAUCAAUUUCAGUCACCUUGACCAUAGUGCUCACAUAA